This is a messenger RNA of Seriola dumerili (greater amberjack), 1866 nucleotides long. Its product is annotated as putative nuclease HARBI1. Bases 127 to 1434 code for a protein of 435 amino acids. The record is from RefSeq and is a predicted model, not a curated record. The transcript is spliced from 4 exons. NCBI's taxonomy places the organism in Eukaryota, Metazoa, Chordata, Actinopteri, Carangiformes, Carangidae.
UGUACACAAGCUUGCAGUAGCCAUAUGAUAAAAUGACAAUAGGUGCGACAACACCUGAGCUGCUGUAGUACUUUUACCACCGUAACUUCAUGUCCUGCGUGCUGUCUCCCGGUUGAAGUCGUGAAAAUGGAGGAAGAGGAGCAGCUGCGGUCGUUCAUGUUCCUGAUGACCUACAUGCUGCUGAAGCGCAGGAGAGACAUAAACAACGCAAACACCCAGAGGCGCAAUGAGAUCCAAAGACGCAUCCGACACCGACAGUACUUCUUCCAGAGACAGAGGAGGAUGCUCAUGAUGAUGAUAGCAGGAAGUAUCCGCUCCAACAUCCGCAUCCGCACUCGUCCCUGGACCACCACUCCAAGCACUGAUUGGUGGGAGCGUGUGGUGAUGACAGAAUUCCAGCCCUCUGAUUGGCUGGAUAAGUUCCGCAUGAGCCGGGAGACGUUCUUCUACCUCUGUGACAAACUGAGGCCCCGUCUGGCUCGCCAGGACACCAGCUUCCGCCUGGCGCUGCCUGUGGAGAAACGUGUGGCUGUGGCUUUGUGGCGUCUGGCGUCAAACAUCGAGUACCGCACCAUCAGCACCCUGUUCGGUGUGGGGAAGUCCACUGUUUGCAGGUGUGUUAGAGACAUGUGUCACGCCAUCGUGGCACUCCUCAGCUCAAUCUACCUGCGCCCCCCCGAUGAGCAGGAGCUGGAGGAUUCAGCCCAGCUCUUCCUCUCCCACCUGGGCUUCCCUCACUGUGUCGCUGCCAUCGCAACACUCCACACAGCCAUCAUCACUCCAUCAAACAAUGCAUCUGACUAUGCUAACCCUGCCGGCUGGCUCUCAGUGCUGUCUCAGGUGGCUGUCAGUGGACGGGGGCAAUUCUGGGAUGUGUGUGCCAGUUUCCCAGGUGGGACAGACCCAGCUGACAUCUUACAGAACUCAUCACUGUGGGCCACAGCUGCAGAGGGUGGACUAUCACCAGCCCUGCUACCUAUCUUUGUCGGAAAACCACUUCGGUAUGUGCUGCUGGGGGAGGCCUGCUACCCGCUUCAGACCUGGCUAAUGAAGGCUUAUCCUGAAGAAAAAGGCAGGAGGGCAAGUCACGCAGCACUGACAGAGCCGCAGCGACUCUUUAACCGGCGGAUCACCAGAGCGCUCCGCGUGUCCGAGGAGGCGUUGCUGAGGCUGAGGGCACGUUGGCAGUGCCUGAGCAAGAGGAACGACUGUGGACUGGACGUGGUACCCACCAUGAUCCUGGCUUGCUGCAUUCUGCACAACAUGUGCGAGUCCCACGGUGACGCCUUCAAGGCAGGGUGGCAGGUGGAGGUGGUCGAGGCAGAGAGCCCUCAGCCCAGCCACAAGCAGCUCCUCUCUACCAGUAUGGAUCAAAGUCAUGCUGAGGAGGUUCGACAACUCUUCUGUGACUAUUUUCAACAGCAAAACAAUUGAUAAAGGACUAAUAUUAUUGAUAAUCCUUCUAAACUUUUGUACUCAUGCUAUUAUAUUUUUUGUUACACUACCAGUAUAGCUAUAAAGAUAGCAAUGUCCGUCUGAACUGUCAGUCACAUGUACCUCUAUGCUAACUGUAGCCAGGCAAGUUAAAGCAAGGUAAUAUUAGCAUCUCAAACCUGUAGAACUUAAAUGCACUUCAACCUGAUGCAGUAAAGCUCACACUGAUUAUAAAAAAAAGCCAAACCUGGCAGUGUGGUGCCCUAAAGUCAGAAUACAUCCAUGGAAGAAAAACACUCAACACUCUUGAUUUAGUCAGGAGCCUGUCUUCACUCUGGUGCCACCAUCUGUCCAAACUUCACAUGUUUAGUUCCACUACUGGUAAGGAUGUUAGAACAGUGAAAUAGUCUUUUAUCCAUUUUGUUUUUAAAU